Molecule: messenger RNA, 940 nt
Organism: Aureococcus anophagefferens
Lineage: Eukaryota; Pelagophyceae; Pelagomonadales; Pelagomonadaceae
Exons: 2
Molecular function (GO): phosphatidic acid binding; GTP binding; phosphatidylinositol binding
Source: RefSeq, a predicted model, not a curated record
AUGAGUCGGUGUCGCGAUUCGGACAGCCGCCGCGAGCCGCUGAGCUCCGAAGUCCGGCGAGUCCGCGCGCGGCUCGCUGGCGGCGCGCCGGAGACGAGGUUCGCCACGACGAGGGCGCCUCGACCCAGACGCGACAACACGGCGGCGGGUGGGGCGUCAGGCAGGCGCAGACCACGCGCGCUGCAAGUUCUGCAGUUUCAAGUCGACAACCUGAGCGGGCGACACAGGCCGCGUCGUCGGACGCGAUGUUGUCGCGCCUGUUGCCGGCCGUGCCGCGGGCCGCGGCGGCCUUGGCCGUCGCAACGGGCGCCGACCGGUUCGCCGCCUGCGAGCCGCUCGAGCUCGCGCAGCCGACGCACCGCAACAGCACGCGCGCGCCGGCGUGGACGGCGGGCACGGGCGAGCUCGGCCCGGCGCGCGUGCACCGCAUCGUCAUCACGGGCGGCCCGUGCGCGGGCAAGACGACGGCGAUGAGCAAAUUGUCGCUCCGUUUGACGAACAUGGGCUUCGACGUCUUCGUCGUGCCGGAGCUCGCGACGCUGACGAUCACGGGCGGCGCGUCGCCGGGGAGCUACGACGUGGCCCAGCACGUGGGCUGGGAGACGGCGAUCCUCCGCGAGCAGAUGCACCUCGAGGACUGCUUCGAAGAGAUCGCGGCCAAAGUGUCGCUGCCGCUCGGCCGCCACGCGGUGCUGCUCUGCGACCGGGGCACCAUGGACGUGCUCGCCUACGUCGGCAAGGACGCCUUCGACGAGGUCUGCGAGGAGAACGGCUGGACCGUGCCGCAGCUGAGGGACCAGCGCUACGAGGCCGUCGUCCAUCUGGUGACCGCGGCCGUCGGCGCCGAGGCCUUCUACACCCUGGAGAACAACAAGGCGCGCUCCGAGUCGCGGGACGAGGCCGUCGCGCUCGACGGCAAGCUGUCGCGCGCGUGGGUCGG